CCAAAGAAAAAUGGUUGAUUACCCCACAGCCAGCUAGUCACACAAAAACAUAACCAAACCACUAUGGAGCCCUCCAAUAUACAAAUCAAUGACAACCCAAACUCCACCGCCGCCGCUUCUCAGCCCUUCAGCCGCCAUCAGCACGGCAGCGCACGAUCGGCGCCUUUCAUAGCCUCCAUCUCCGGCCAUGCCGCCGUCGCCGCUAAUAAAACAGCCAGCUCAACCCCAUCCUCUAGCAUUUCACCUUCAAGCUCUUCCUCUAGCACCUCCACAUCUUCCACCACCGCUCCUGCUGCGCCGCCACACCUCGUCGACGCCUCGCUUGCCAUUGCCACCAUACCGGAAUCCGAGCAGCUCCAAAUACAUCCGGCGCCUCCAAAGAGAUCGACCAAAGACCGGCACACGAAAGUCGACGGCCGUGGGCGGCGUAUCCGUAUGCCGGCGGCUUGCGCGGCUCGGGUUUUCCAGCUGACCCGAGAAUUAGGCCACAAGUCCGACGGCGAAACAAUUGAGUGGCUACUACAGCAAGCCGAGCCAGCCAUCAUAGCCUCCACCGGGACCGGAACCAUCCCGGCGAACUUCUCCACCCUGAACAUUUCCCUCCGCAGCGGCGGCUCGUCUAUGUCGGCGCCGCCUUCUAAGCCGGCUCCACAUUCUUUCCACAGCUCGUUAGGCCUUUCAGGUCAUCAUUAUGAGGAAGGCUUCUCACAUAUGCUUGGUUUUCACCAACCCCAUCACUUCUUAACUCCGAACCAAAUCGCCGGAAAUCUAGCCGGCGGGACAGGGGAAGGAGGAGACGGAGGAGAAAUACCGCAAGACACGACCGAGAAUUACUUGGGGAAAAGAUACAGGGAUGACUUGUUUAAGGAAGAAGGAUCAAGAAAUUCCCAAGGAGAAUCCACCGGCAGGCCAGGAAGCUCCGAUUCGCCGUCGAAUAAGCACAUCAAAGGGAACGGAGGAUCUAGUUUACAAGAGAAUACAACCGGAGCAUCGCCUAGUAUAUUCCGACACGGGAAUUUGAUACCGCCUUCGGCCGCUAUGUGGGCGGUGGCGCAGGGGCAUGGCGGCGGACCCUCCGCCGCAAGCUUCUCAAUGCUGCCGGUGAGUGGCGGAUCGGAACGCGGACAGAUGUGGGCAUUCCAAGCAAACAGUGGGAAUGCCGGGUCGCUUCAAGCGCCUUUACAUCUCAUGUCGAGGUUCAACAUUCCGACCGGGAAUCUUGAUUUUCCGGGAAGCCGAGCAGGGCAGUUGCAGUUGGGGUCCAUGAUAAUGCAGCAGCAGCAACAACAGGCGUCUGAGCAGUUAGGGUUAGGAAUACGGGAGGGCAAUUUGGGAAUGUUGGGCUCUUUUAAUGUGGCUUAUCCAAGAAGCGGUUUGAAUAUGAAUAGCUCUGAUCAUCAUCAUGUUCAACACCAAACGCCAGAUGACAAUGGCGAGGAAGAACAGAAUGCCUCUCAUUAAUUUUUACAUGUUUGGUAAUUGGUAUGUAUGUCUAAAUUGCUUUUAUUUAAACAUUAAUAGGUCAUGUAUUAGCACAUGAUAUAUAUUAAAUAAUUAUUAUAUUUUUCAUAUUCAGACCUACAUUAUUAUGAGAAAAUUUAAAGUACAAAAUCCAAUUUAUGAUAAUUUCAAGGGAAAUUGUAGAGUAAA
Messenger RNA from Cuscuta europaea, 1650 nucleotides. The record is from the annotation of a GenBank genome assembly. NCBI's taxonomy places the organism in Eukaryota, Viridiplantae, Streptophyta, Magnoliopsida, Solanales, Convolvulaceae.